Molecule: messenger RNA, 7102 nt
Organism: Osmerus eperlanus (European smelt)
Lineage: Eukaryota; Metazoa; Chordata; Actinopteri; Osmeriformes; Osmeridae
Gene: epha7
Product: eph receptor A7
Exons: 17
Coding region: 65-3109 (1014 amino acids)
Biological process (GO): axon guidance; protein phosphorylation; ephrin receptor signaling pathway
Cellular component (GO): plasma membrane; dendrite
Molecular function (GO): protein binding; ATP binding; transmembrane-ephrin receptor activity
Source: RefSeq, a predicted model, not a curated record
GCAAAUGGGAAGCACACGCCACGGUGGAAAAGCGAAUACUCUCUAGGUUACUUCCAAUUAUACCAUGGCUUCCAGGUCGAUUCCGUGUUUGUGGAUUACAUUUUGCCUUCAUUUAUUUUGUUACAUGGACACUGGAAAAGCACAGAAUGCGAAAGAAGUGAUUCUGUUGGAUUCCAAGGCGCAGCAGACAGAGCUGGAGUGGAUUUCGUAUCCUCCGAGUGGGUGGGAGGAAAUCAGUGGGUUGGAUGAGAACUACACUCCAAUACGCACAUACCAAGUGUGUCAGGUCAUGGAGCCCAAUCAGAAUAACUGGCUUCGGACUAACUGGAUUGAGAAGGGCGAUGCCCAAAGGAUUUUUGUGGAACUGAAGUUCACCUUGAGGGAUUGUAACAGCCUACCUGGUGUGGUUGGGACUUGCAAGGAAACGUUCAACUUGUACUACCAGGAAACUGAUUCGGAAGUUGGCAGGAAUAUACGAGAGAGCCAAUACGUGAAAAUUGACACAAUUGCUGCAGAUGAAAGCUUCACUCAAGGAGACCUGGGGGAAAGGAAGAUGAAGCUGAAUACUGAAGUGCGCAUAAUUGGUCCCCUGUCCAGACAAGGUUUCUACCUAGCCUUCCAGGACGUCGGGGCGUGCAUUGCUCUGGUCUCUGUCAAAGUUUAUUACAAGAAGUGCUGGUCCAUCAUUGAGAACCUGGCCACGUUCCCAGACACGGUGACUGGGUCCGAGUUCUCUUCCCUGGUCGAGGUCGAGGGCACGUGUGUAAGUGAUGCCGAGGAGGAGGCCGAAAAUUCUCCCAAGAUGCACUGCAGUGCUGAGGGAGAAUGGCUGGUGCCCAUUGGGAAAUGUAUAUGCAAAGCAGGAUUUCAUCAGAAGGGCGAUGCAUGUGAACCCUGUGGCCGCGGGUUCUACAAGUCGUCAUCCCAGGACCUGCAGUGCUCCCGUUGCCCUGCACACAGCUUUAACGACCGGGAGGGCUCCGGGCGCUGCGACUGUGAGGACGGUUACUACCGGGCUCCCAUCGACCCGCCGUCUGUAGCCUGUACCCGACCUCCCUCUGCGCCACAGAACCUGGUCUACAACAUCAACCAGACCACCGUCAGCCUGGAGUGGAGCCCACCAGCCGACACCGGGGGCCGUAACGACGUCACCUACAGGAUUAUGUGCCGGCGGUGCAGCUGGGAUCCGGAGGAGUGUGUCCCGUGCGGAGGCCACGUGGGGUACUCGCCCCAGCAGGCAGGAUUAGUGGACACCUAUGUGACGGUGAUGGACCUCCUGGCACACGCCAACUACACCUUUGAGGUGGAGGCGGUCAACGGCGUCUCGGACCUCAGCCGUACGCAGCGUCUCUUCGCUGCGGUCAGCAUCGCCACCAGUCAAGCAGCUCCGUCCCAAGUCAGCGAAGUCAUCAAGGAGCGCGUGCAGCAGCGGAGCAUCCAGCUGUCCUGGCAGAAGCCGGAACAGCCCAACGGCGUCAUCACCGAAUACGAGAUCAAGUACUAUGAGAAAGAACAGAAGGACCGGAUCUACUCGACGGUGAAGUCCAAGUCGACAUCGGCCACGGUGAACAACCUGAAGCCCAGCACGUCCUACGUGUUCCAGAUCAGGGCCUUCACCGCAGCAGGCUACGGGACCUACGGCCCCCGGCUGGAGAUCACCACCAAGGAGGAGGCCACAGCCGCGACGGUCUCCAGCGAGCAGAACCCCGUCAUCAUCAUUGCGGUGGUGGCCGUGGCAGGGACCAUCAUCCUGGUGUUCAUGGUGUUUGGCUUCAUCAUUGGGAGAAGGCACUGUGGCUACAGCAAAGCGGAUCAAGAGGGGGAUGAGGAGCUGUAUUUCCAAUUUAAAUUUCCAGGCACCAAAACAUACAUUGACCCUGAAACCUACGAGGACCCGAACAGGGCUGUCCAUCAAUUUGCCAAGGAGCUGGAUGCGUCCUGCAUUAAGAUUGAGCGAGUUAUUGGAGCAGGAGAGUUUGGAGAGGUGUGCAGCGGCCGCUUGAAGCUGCCAGGGAAGAGGGAUGUGUCGGUGGCCAUUAAAACCCUGAAAGUAGGCUACACAGACAAACAGCGGAGGGACUUCCUGUGUGAGGCCAGCAUCAUGGGCCAGUUUGACCAUCCCAACGUCGUCCAUCUAGAAGGAGUGGUCACCAGAGGGAAACCGGUCAUGAUUGUGAUUGAAUACAUGGAGAAUGGCUCGUUAGAUGGUUUCCUCAGGAAACACGACGGUCAGUUCACAGUCAUCCAGUUGGUUGGCAUGCUGCGCGGCAUAGCGGCGGGGAUGAGGUACCUCUCAGACAUGGGAUACGUCCAUCGAGAUUUGGCUGCUCGAAACAUCCUUGUCAACAGCAACCUCGUAUGUAAAGUGUCUGACUUCGGUCUGUCAAGAGUGAUCGACGACGAUGCCGAGGCUGUCUACACGACUACGGGGAAGAUGCAGGAUAUAAUGAAUUUGAUCUUUACUCCCGCCACUGACCUGCGUUUUACUGAACAGGGCGGAAAAAUUCCAGUCCGAUGGACUGCAACGGAAGCCAUCCAGUAUCGUAAAUUCACUUCCGCAAGUGAUGUGUGGAGUUAUGGCAUUGUCAUGUGGGAAGUCAUGUCCUAUGGAGAACGGCCUUACUGGGACAUGUCCAAUCAAGAUGUUAUAAAAGCCAUAGAGGAAGGCUAUCGCCUUCCUGCCCCUAUGGACUGUCCUCCUGGCCUGCACCAGCUGAUGCUGGACUGCUGGCAGAAAGACAGAGCUGAUCGACCUAAAUUUGAUCAAAUAGUGGGCAUCCUGGAUAAGAUGAUUCGUAAUCCCAAUACCUUGAAAACCCCAGUAGGAACCUGUACGAGACCGAUCAGUCCACUUUUGGACCAGAGUACACCAGACUUCACCUCAUUCCGCUCUGUAGGGGAGUGGUUGGAAGCCAUCAAGAUGGACAGAUACAGAGACAACUUCACAGCGGCAGGCUACGGCUCGCUGGAGUCUGUGGCCAGGAUGUCUAUUGAGGAUGUGAUGAGUUUGGGGAUCACUUUAGUGGGUCAUCAAAAGAAGAUCAUGAGCAGCAUACAGACUAUGAGAGCCCAGGUGUUGCAUCUUCACGGCACGGGCAUCCAGGUGUGACAGACUUCAUGGCCCACGGUGGACUGGGCAACAGAGCUAUCUAUAGCAGCGCUAGGGCCGGAACUAGGAUCAUCAUCGAAGGUCAAAAGACUCCUGUGUCUGAAUCUUCCGGAUGUCCGGAUUGAAAUCAUUCCCCUGUUCCCUGGCAAAGAAUUGUAGUUCCUGUUUAAAAUGGGUGCUAAUGAGAGAGAGAAAGGGCCAUACUACCUGGACGAUUCAUGAAAGCUCUUCGGAACUCUCGACCACAUAUCAAAUGGAAAUGGCACGUUGGAAAGGAGUUGAAUUCUUAUUACCUUGUUGUUUUAUCUUUGUGAAUGAUUUAGUUGCACACCGUCAAUGGAUUUCACAAAAAAAAAGAAGAAAAAAAAACUAACAAUUUUACCCUUGCGGUGGUUUCAGUAUUUUGUUAUUUUCUAGUUUGUUUAUUUUGUGUCAUCUGAAGUGGUAUGAUGUGGCACGUACAGUAAUCCAUCAAUAUUUUCUUUACUAUUAUUUUUUCUAUUUGGACUUUACAACAGGGUAAACACUCCUUUUCAGAGGAGCGAGACAAGGAACGUGGUGUUUGAACUUGUUUGCUGAAGAUUUAGAGGUACUUCGACCAGUUUGUCUUGAGACACUCCUGGCUGUUUUAACUGUUUGCAGUGAGUUGUGUUUUUCUUCCUGUGUUUUUGAAGUGAAAAAUGGUCGUCCUGUGCCUCAGAUGAGUUGCAUCAGACUAAGUAUGCAGUUGGUUAUUUUAAGCUUACAGGAGUGGUUUGCUGUAGGCUUUUCCUGCAUUCUCAUGUUAUUAUAAAUCAUAACAUUUUAAAUUUGUUUGUAGGAAUUUAAAAAUAGUACCAAUGAGGCUGUUUUAGAUUGAUCAAACUUGUAUGAAAAGCAGAAAAGGGCAAUUUUAGUGUUCACUACUCACCGUUUGGACUUACGGUUUUCUCAAAUUUUCUUCCUUUUAAACUUUUGUUAUCUGCUCAUUUGAUAGGUAGCACUAUUGAAAGAUUGUAAAACUAGGGAUGUCUUGAUCCACCGCAAAAAGUUUUGCCAUCGUAGUGCCUUUUGAUACUUUUUGUUGCAACAAACAGUAUUUGUUUCGUAAUUGAGUCGUGACUAGAGUUGGGUGAAUCAAUGAAACGUGUUCUAGUUGUAAUACUGCCUUAAAAUGUGUUAGAGUAAUGUAUUGCUACUAUUUUAGGCACUUCAAUGGCAAUUCUCUCUGCGGUCUAGUCCUCAGACAGAGGUCUUGUAUUCAGGAUUGACAGGAGAUGUCCCUCUUUUAUCUGUAUUAUCCUUUCAUCCUUAACUUGAAAAGACAAAAUCAAGUGCAUGCUCACUUAAGUUGAGUGCCACAAUUGACACAGUCAUUGUAGUGUAGAUGAUUGACAAACAGAGCAAUAAUUACCCCAGGAAACAAAGGUCCUCCUCUGAGAUUUCAAGGUGCUAUGUUUUGCAGACACUCCACUGAGUUGCAGAAAGGGUUUGGAAAAUAAUAUGUUCCCCAUGGCAAAGAAACGUGCACUUUUCUACUGAAGAUUGCCUCAUUACUUGUUGCAUAUAUUGGUAUACAUGGGUAAGCGUGUCAUCAAAUUAUAGCGUAACCAUGCCUUCCGUGAAAAGAUAUACUCUGCCAUGGAAGCCUAAUUACUUAAUGGCUAUAUCAUAGGCUACACACGUAUAAAACAUGUGACUGCAACAACCAAGGAAGUGCCAUUCAAAGUGACGUAGAGGCAACAUAUAGCUCAUCAUCUUCUACAUUUUAUAACACCAAAUUUUCAGGCCUGAACCAUAUUGGACUGGGUUUCCACUGUACAUAUUGUGCAAAAUGGCAUGGCCCCGUUCAACCAUCGAUGCCAUUGACGUAUCUCGAAUCAGAAAUGUUCUGUUUCAAAAGACCAUGCUGUGAAAUCACGUAUAGUACUGACCCUGCCUUGGCCAGGAGAGAAGCCCACUUAGUCUAGUCAUUUGUCUUUGCUCAACCUUCACAGGCAUGUGUGUGAUGUACUGUAAGACGCAUAAAAGAGUUUCUUUUCCCCUUCCCUGCCCCAUCGUAUGGUAAUAAGGGCACAGAGAUAAGGAAUGGGCUCUACUAAGAUGUGCUAAAAGCCAAUCUGAAGGUGCCAUCCAGAAUCUUUUCUUUUUAAAAACAAAUGAAUGUUACUCAGUCGAAUAUGUCUUCAGCAACGUAUUCUCUGAUGGAGGGUUCACUUGUUUUUUUUUCCCAUUGAAAGUCGUUGAAAUGUAAUUGUUUUUUAACUGCACUUGUAAAAACAAAGUUGUGCUGUUCACAAUGCUAUUGAGAAGUUAUAAUCUGGUAUGAAUAUGAGAAGACAGUGUAUGUUACAGAUGAGGCUGUUUAUGCUCCUGUGGACUGAACAACGAUUUAGAUUAUCGAAGAUGAAACGUUUUCUGUCUUUCAUUUAAGCACACCUCCGACAUAUGUCCCUGAACACAGAUUGGCCGUCAGAAAAAUCUAAACUGAGCUCCGCCACUCAGUCACUGAGUUUCAGCAUUUGUAAAACCAUUAGCGACUUUGCCUUUUCUUUCCCUAGAUGUAUUUCCAUUGUGCCCAGUCCAAAGGGAUUGUCCCUUGUGGGGGUACCCGGGAAUCAGACCAUGCCUGCUCCGGCCUUGUGUCACAGACCUGCUCUUUAUCCACACAGCAGUUGGGUCCAGGCCAAGCCUUUGAAUUGAAUACUAACGUAAAGGCAUUCAGUCAGCACAAAACCCUCCAGUUCACAGGCAGCGUUCCGUCCUCUCUCUAUCCUCCCCUGCUCUGAUCUCAAACAGAAGGCCCCUGGUGGCCCUCACGUCCAGGGCAUGGAUGCCCCCCCCCCCCUCCCUCUCCUUGUCUAGGGGUCCUGUAGAGACAGCAAUUUGAGCCAAAUUGAGAUUAAGGCCUGAAUACAAUCGAUCCGUCAAAUAAAUCAUCUUUAACCUUUGCUGGAGCGGUCAUCUCGCUGUCCUGUUUGCUUCAGCUCACUUACUGUUUAGGUUUUUCUGAACAGAAACAUUCACAGAGGUUAUGUUUCAGCACUGUUUAAACAGACUUGAGUGGCUGAUUGAUUGAAUUCAGAAUUAAUAGCAAUUGUUAUUUUCAAACCUUUCUUUGACAAACAGCUGAAAAUUGUGGACACCCCUUUAUAAAGGGGGUGGAUGAUUCCAAAGAGUUCAGCAUUGUUGAUUGUGUCAGAAAGAUCAGCGAUCCGAGGGAAACUUUGUAUAUGUUCUAAUUGUAAAACUUGUACAUUUUAUUUAUAUUGUUGUUUUUUACACACACAUUACUCUGUAGUGAGCUCUGAAUACAUUAAAAUGCACUAUAUUUUUCUAUCUCACUUGCAGAUGAUUCUUGUCACCCAGAUUUCAGUUGUACAUAAUUUCUCAUUUAGGACCAAAGACAGCAAAUAGGUUUUCCAUCUAGAAUCCUUAUUUCCUUUUUUUUUUUUUUUUUCAUUUUUUCUUUAGUUUUAAUGUACAGUAAUAUGAAUUGUCAAUUUAUUAUUUAUUUUUCUGUGAUGAGAAUAUAAAAAAAUAUUCACUGGUCAUGAGUACUUUCCCCAACAGCAGAACUGAAAAAUAAUUUACUUUGAAGAUUUCUUGUUAAAUAGACAUUUCCUUUUUGCUUUGUACCCUUUGUAAUAGACUGUACAUAUAUUUUUGGAAAUAUAAUACAAUCUCUAUAGAAAUUCUUUGUCUCCAAUAUGUGUUUUUUCAACAAUGUUUAAGCUACCAUUUAUAUAGUAGACAGUACACUGUAUGUUCUACUGAUGUCCAGUACUUCUUAUAUGAAGAUAAUGGCUUAGUGUAGAUGCAUAAAAUUGGCAUAGUGAAAAGUAUAAAUAUGUGUAAAGAGCAAUUAAUGAUGUCAUUAAAAAUACAUUACCAAACUCCGACCUUCUAAAAAGGACAGAAAUUAAGCAUCAUCAGUUGGGAUCUAAACAAAAGGAGUCAUGAUGGAUUUACGAAGAUUACGUCUCAAUUUAUAAAAUAUAAAGUCUGGUGGAA